Boleophthalmus pectinirostris (great blue-spotted mudskipper) is the source of this 4421-nucleotide messenger RNA. RefSeq names its product zRAB1B, member RAS oncogene family a (gene rab1ba). The record is from RefSeq and is a predicted model, not a curated record. The transcript has 6 exons. The coding region runs from base 286 to 891 and encodes 201 amino acids. Lineage: Eukaryota; Metazoa; Chordata; Actinopteri; Gobiiformes; Gobiidae. Gene Ontology annotation, molecular function: GTPase activity; GTP binding.
CGCACAUGCGCAGUUAUCUUGAACCUCUACCAAGCAGCGGACACAGAACGGCUGGAAAAGGGAUAAAAUACUCGGACCUAAAGCUGAACAAACGGGAUAUGUCCGCUUGAUUUUGGGAUAUAUGAACCAAUAGAAGAUUACGAAGGCGAGCCAAGACGUGGACAGUCACAGAGACUACCAAAUAGGGGAUUAAGUGCCUCGGAUACCGGACCUACAAGUCAUCUUUUUGCCGGAGUAGGAAGGAAGAGACGAUUCGCCAGCGGAAAAACACAUCACCGUGACACCAUGAACCCUGAAUAUGACUAUCUGUUCAAGCUCCUGCUCAUCGGAGACUCCGGGGUGGGCAAGUCCUGUCUGCUGCUUCGAUUCGCUGACGACACCUACACGGAAAGCUACAUCAGCACAAUUGGGGUGGACUUCAAGAUCCGCACCAUAGAGCUGGACGGAAAGACCAUCAAGCUGCAGAUCUGGGACACUGCAGGUCAGGAGAGGUUCCGAACCAUAACCUCCAGCUACUACAGAGGAGCACAUGGCAUUAUAGUCGUCUACGACGUGACAGAUCAGGAGUCCUAUAACAACGUGAAGCAGUGGCUACAAGAAAUUGACCGCUACGCCAGUGAAAAUGUGAACAAGCUGCUGGUUGGCAACAAGUGUGACCUGACCACCAAGAAAGUAGUGGACUACACAACGGCCAAGGAAUUUGCCGACUCCCUGGCCAUCCCCUUCUUGGAGACCAGCGCGAAGAAUGCCACAAACGUAGAGCAGGCUUUCAUGACCAUGGCCGCGGAGAUCAAGAAGCGCAUGGGCCCCGGGGCCACGGCCGGAGGGGACAAACCCAACCUCAAAAUCGAGAGCACCCCCGUCAGGCCAUCCAGUGGGGGCUGCUGUUAAAGGACCCCUCCGCCCACCCACUACGCCCUGCCCACUUCACCCAUGUCCACGCAGAUCGGUCAUCCUUCAACUACCACACCUACACCGCCCCCUGUGGAGUGGAGGAGCACAGAUUCUCCAUGACUGAAAAGGACCUCAUCUGACAAAGUAGAGGGGAAGCUUUCGAUACAGGACAACCAAAAAAUCCUGAAGAUGGGUCUGGAUUUAGUGGGCGUUUGAGGCAAGAUGACGUUUAAAUACAAAUAGACACACACCAUCCCCUUUUACACAGAAAUCUUUGCAAAAUGAUUAUUUAUUUGCAGCUUUGUCACACUUCAUCUCAUAAUAUAACAUGUUAGGCAAAUGUGUUUUACCUGUUGUAGCUUAGACAUGUGGCAGAUCUUAGGGAACUGGCAAAAUUUAUCUCUGAUUCUCACUGGACUUGCAAAAAAUAAAUAUUCGCGCUGGAUGCUCUUUCUGACGAUUCCAUUCAUCCAGGCUUGAGACUGGCAUACGCACUGUUACGAACCGGUCGCCAUCACCAACAUUCUUCACUUCUUUUUUAUCCUGUGUAAAAGGGGCUACACACACACACACACACACAAAACUAGCUGGGGGAGCGCAACGCAGGUAGUUUUUGGCCGCGUAGCUUUUUGAAGGUGGUGGGGUCUCGCUAUUUAUUGAAGAUUCGACAGGGAAAGCUCGUCCCCCGGUGAGUUUUCUCCCUGUCCCUCACCUCCUCUGCGCCCUCCUCGCUCUCCAACCUGCUUCAGUGCAUGGAUUUAAUGAUUUACACAACUCAAAGCAGCAGCAGCAGCUACAGUAGUCUAAUGCCAUGUUUCCACUCUGGUCCUAUUACUGCUUAACCAUUUUAAACUCUUUAAGAUCUGACUAGAACCGGUUCCUAUAGUGCCUGGUCACACCUCCCCACAUUUCACGCAGAGCUAAUCAUUUUCAGCUGUCGACAAACCAUGCCUUUUGUAAAUAAUUUAUACCGCACCACCCGAUAGUAACAACGUUCACCUUUGUUUUGGAAUUCACGGUGUAAAAACGCUUUGCACUGCUGAACAUUUUAAAAAUAGAUCUCGCCACUCUUGACAUCCGCAAGCGAGCGCGAACCGAGGCUGUCAGGUUUUAUCCCAGAGCCAGAAAUCUGCGGCUAAAAGGUUGGACUGACACAACUGUAUUUUAAUCUCAUGAUGGUUUUGACACUAAAUACUGUGCAAGGGCAACGGCGUACACUCUGCUUAAUCUAAUAAUAAGCCCUUAAUAGUUGUUGUGGUUUUAAUCUUUUAUUUGGGCUGUACAGUGUGACCAGUACAGAGGUGGAUGUCGUUUCGCUUGUUCGCAGAUGAAGCAGGGUGCAGACUUGGUGUGUGUGUGUGCGUGCGCGUGCGUGUUUGGGGAUAGGUUCACUGUUCCUUCCUUCCAGUUCUAUUCUCGUAAAUCUUUCGUUUUGCCUUACGAGUGGUCUGGCUUCCCCCGUUCACAAUGCAUCCAUCUUUACAACCCUGCGCUAUUGUCUUCUCACUCGCUAUUGUCUUCUGUUUAACUUAGGGCAGUUAAAGUUUGCGGAUUACCUGGGUUUAGGCGCUUUAGUGGUUCUUUCAAAUUCCGGCAUGCUAAAGUUGAACCAAGCAAACUCAGCACAAAGUAUUGACACAGUUUAACUCGUUUAAACCAGUUCUGUGGAAGAUUGUGAUUGGCUGGCUUUCUUUGCUUUCCAGUAAAAAACAAAAAUGAUUUCAUUUUGAUUUAACAUAGAUGCAUGCAAAAGUGAUACAAAUUUUUGCAUUUAUUUCGCUUUGCACUCUAGUUGAAUGUCUUUUACGAUGUUUUCUACAAAAAUUUCAAAAAGGAUUCCUUCGUUUUCCUCAGCCCCAGUGCUCUGUACACACACUAGUUGGCACAGUGACAGUGAAACCAGAGGCAAGAAUGUAGGGGGUUUCAUACACGGUGCUUGGAACUGCUCACCUUAGCACUCAGUAGUAUUUCCAGGGAGCCUUAGAGGAAUGCAUCGAAACACGGGUUCACUGACCCCGGCCCAGCCCCUCACUGCAGCCGCCGCGCUAUAAAAUACACAAACUAUUAAGGAGAGGCCCUGAAAGAGUAAUGCUAAAAUCCUGUAGUUUUGGCUUGGUUAAAUGUAAGAAGAAACAUCCACUUUUACAGAAACUGGUCAACCAGAAACUACAAAAAUUCUUGGAGUAGAUUAACUUCGGAAUUCCCUUUGUAUAAACCUCUUGUAUUCUUGGAAGCGUUGACCCUCUGAGGCUCCUGUAGAUAGAUUUUGGAGCGUUGUUUUCAUGGAUGUCGUGAAGGAACUAUUAAAAUAUUUGACACUACACAGGAGCUACAGAACCAUUGAGCUUGCUUCGUUUCAAAUUAGUUCAUCUUAUUGAAGAAUUUCCGGCAUGGCUGAAGUCUAUAUUUUUGUUUUAAUUAUCUGAUAUCACAAAUUAAGAUCAACAGUUAAUAAUUACGUCAAAUUAAUGCAGUUAUUUACAAAUCUUUCAGUAGUGAUGAUACUUUCUAGUAGCGUAUUUAGCAGCAAGCUUCAAAUUUAUUUAUUUUUUGGCGUGCGUUUCAGGGGGAGUCCAGAGUUUUAGGGACUGACUGGUCGUGCGUUAGUUGACCGGAUAUGAACUCCCGACUCUUCCCCCAUAAAUCCCCAAUUGCAUCCCUUUAAAAAAAAAAAAAUUCUCAUUGCCUUACAUUGUAGUAGGUAUCGCUUACAUCGCAGGUAUUGGAGAUAAUGACUUCCACAGUCUUGGAGAUGAGCCUUGCCCGUUGCCUUGCGUCAGCUUCAGUUUACACUCAUUUAUUUAUAGCCUUGAUUUUUGUGUCGCGUCAUGCUAAACCAGAAUGCUUGUCUUAAAAGAACAAGGGUAAAAACAAAUAAAAAAAAUAGAUAUACAAGUGGGGGAGGGAACAGUUGUGUUUUUGCGUGUUUGCAGUGCGUCAUAUGGAACAUUCCUGAGUUUUUUUGUUUUGUUUUUUUUGGACAUACGUUGGCAUCCCAGCGUUCACACUGGUCUCACUGAAGUAGAUGCAAAACAAGCAGUGUAAAAAAGAAAUAGUCACACAUGCACAUGUCCUCAUAUUUGAAUUUCAUUUUUACAGUUUGAGGAAAAAAAAGUCACAAAUCUUUGAGUAGCCUGGAAAUUAUUAUAUGUAGGGUUUUUUUUAUUUUUUACUUCCAUUAUGUCUGUAUUUGUUUUCUGCAGUUUUCACUUCUGUACCGUGUUGUCUAGUUCAUUGAAGUGUACGGGGGGACAUGGGGUUUGCGUUAUUUGAAUGUGAUUCUAAUGAAAACCGUCUUUUCAUUUUGUAUUUCCUGUGUGUUUGGGGUGUCGUCCUUGUCAUUUGCACAUUGAUUCUUUUCUUGCUGUCAGUGGAGGGGUCAGUUAUAUCUCAGAUGCCUCUCAGUCACUGUUCUUGUCUUUUCUUUCAGCUGUUUCUCUGCUGUCUCCCUGCUGAGUUUGAUCAUGUUUUUCUGUACAUAUUAUAAAUAUACUAUAUAUAAUAAAACAGUCAAACGGUCACCUUUA